Ochotona curzoniae (black-lipped pika) is the source of this 2165-nucleotide messenger RNA. It is a transcript of the gene POLA2, whose product is annotated as DNA polymerase alpha 2, accessory subunit. Gene Ontology annotation, cellular component: alpha DNA polymerase:primase complex. NCBI's taxonomy places the organism in Eukaryota, Metazoa, Chordata, Mammalia, Lagomorpha, Ochotonidae. Gene Ontology annotation, biological process: DNA replication; DNA replication initiation. The record is from RefSeq and is a predicted model, not a curated record. Gene Ontology annotation, molecular function: DNA binding. The coding region runs from base 141 to 1943 and encodes 600 amino acids. The transcript is spliced from 19 exons.
UUUCUUUCUUGAGCGUGAAGGACUUCUCCGGGCUCCCACGCCGUCCCUGCAGAGAGCGUUCAGCGGCGACUCCCACAUACUUCGGUCCGGCUUCCUUUCGGGGUGUCCGCAGCAGCACCCCGCGGGGCCCCGGGCCCGCCAUGGCGGCGUCGGCGCAGGUGCUCACCCAGGAGCUGCAGAUCUUCGGCCUUGACUGGGAGGAGGCUGUGCCCGAGAGACUGGCGGAGCUUUGCGUCCUGUACGGACAGGCUGAGGAGGACAUGGUGAGCGAGCUCGUCGCCUUCUGCACCAGCACGCAUAAGAUGAACAUCACCUCGGAGACCCUCGGGGCCUUCGAGCACGAGUUUCUGAGCAAAAGGUUGUCCAAAGCCAGAGCCCGGCAGGGGCCCCCCAGGGACAGCGAGCACGCAGGGGCCAGGGACAUCGUGUCCAUCCAGGAGCUAAUUGAGGUGGAGGAGGAAGAGGAGAGCCUGCUGAACGCGUACACCACGCCCUCCAAGGGCUCUCAGAAGCGAGCUAUCACAACCCCGGAAACGCCCCUGACCAAGAGGACCCUGGCUACUCGGAGCCCCCAUCAGCUCCUCUCCCCAUCCAGCUUCUCGCCAAGCGCCACACCCUCUCAGAAAUACAGCUCACGGAACAACCAGGGGGAAGUGGUCGCCUCCUUUGGCUCCGUCCAGGGCGUGUCUUGGUCUGGAAAAGGAGGUGCCGGAAACAUGAGCCUGAAGGUCCUUGGGUACCCCGAGCCUCUCACCGGGAGCUACAAGUCCAUGUUCCAGAAGCUCCCCGACAUUCGAGAAGUUUUGACCUGCAAGAUUGAAGAGCUCGGCAGUGAACUCAAGGAACACUACAAGAUUGAGGCCUUUACUCCUCUCCUCGUCCCGGCACAAGAGCCUGUCACUCUGCUGGGACAGAUCGGCUGUGACAGCAAUGGGAAGCUAAACAGCAAGUCCGUGAUUCUGGAGGGAGACCGAGAACAUUCCUCCGGCGCUCAAAUCCCUGUGGAUUUAUCAGAGUUGAAAGAAUAUUCUCUGUUUCCUGGACAGGUUGUGGUUAUGGAAGGAACCAACACCACUGGCAGGAAGCUUGUUGCCACCAAGCUGUACGAGGGUGUGCCACUUCCGUUCUACCAGCCCUCAGAAGAGGAUGGAGAUUUUGAACAGAGCAUGGUGCUGGCUGCCUGUGGGCCGUACACCACGUCUGACAGCAUCACGUAUGAGCCCCUCCUCGAUCUGAUCAGCGUCAUCAACCGGGACCGGCCAGAUGUGUGCAUACUGUUGGGUCCGUUCCUGGAUGCCAAGCAUGAACAGGUGGAGAACUGUCUCCUGACAAGUCCGUUUGAAGAUGUCUUCAAACAGUGUCUCCGUACAAUCAUCGAAGGAACGAGAAGCUCUGGCUCCCACCUCGUCUUUGUGCCAUCACUCCGGGACGUGCACCAUGAGCCCGUGUACCCACAACCGCCCUUCAGCUACUCGGAGCUGUCUCAGGAGGACAAAAAGCGCGUGCAGUUCGUGUCGGAGCCCUGCAGCCUCUCCGUCAACGGCGUGAUCUUCGGCUUGACGUCCACCGACCUGCUGUUCCACAUGGGGGCUGAGGAGAUCAGUAGUUCUUCCGGAACUUCAGACAGAUUCAGCCGGAUCCUCAAGCACAUCCUGACCCAGCGGAGCUACUACCCACUCUACCCUCCCCAGGAGGACACGGCCAUCGACUAUGAGAACUUCUACACCUACGCUCAGCUGCCCGUCACCCCAGAUGUCUUCAUUGUCCCCUCAGAGCUGAGGUACUUCGUGAAGGACGUCCUCGGCUGCGUGUGUGUGAACCCCGGGCGCCUCACCAAGGGCCAAGUGGGAGGUACCUACGGCCGCCUCUACCUCAGGAGGCCGCCAGUGGAUGGCGAGGGCAGGCGGGGCCCUUGUGCCGCUGCCCAGGUGGUCAGGAUCUGAGACCCCAGCUAUUUCCUUUGCCCCUGGCACGGCCCACACAGGUGCCCGUCAGAUUGAACUUUUCCUCCAGAAGCAGCUCUGGCUUUGAAGUGGACAUGCGAUGUCCAGAAGUGGACGGCUGUGGCGUGGCCGAAACAGUCCAGAAGGUUCUGUGAUCGUCUGUGUGAAUCAGCCACCCGCAUAGCUGGAGCAUGAAUAACAGGGAAUUCUGGGUGAUUCUGA